AGAAAUGGACACGAAAGUACCAUAAAUUAGCUAUUUCUGUGUGUCAAUCGCUUAAAAAUGUGGAUUGUAGCACACUGAUUUCUUAAGUGAAUUUUUGUUUGUUAUUGCACCUGAUAUGAUACGGAAUCCAGCGAAUCCGGGAUUGUUUUAUUGCAAUGGCAUGGUACCCCAGUACGCUGCUGUUAUCUAUCCACAAAUGCACAAGGUGGUGAAACGAAAAAAGAAAAAACUACAAUGUUUGCAUGGCGCCUAUCCGUACAAAAGAAAGCGUUACUCCCUUUCGUAUUACUUGAAAUAUGUUUUGUGGAGAAAGAUAAAGCGGUACUGGAAGAAACGUCGUGCAAAGAACAAGAAGAAAAAAGCUCUGAAACCUCCAGCUGUUUCCCUUGUGGGAAACAACCGUGGCAGUGAUGAGAAGAUAGAACUUAGAGACUUUUGGGGCUCUAAAUAUGGCUCUCAAUGGCUGUUUGCUAAGCAGAAAAUGCUGCUGCAGCAGCAGGAAAAACUUCAACAACAGAACAUCAACCAUAGCAAUCUUAUUGAAAUAGUGGACGCUUUUAAGACUACGGAUCUCAGGUAUUCUAAGAAACAUCAACACUCAGAUGACCAACGUACCACCACAUCACGAAGAUCUCGUCGAAGUCAUGCUGGCCAUGAAGAUGGUUUCAUUAGCAAUCCUUUAGCCACCACCAAUCCCAAAUGUCCUUGUGCUCGCCGCCAUGCCCGAUCCCGUCGAACUCGCAAAGAUGGUUUCGAGACUGAUACCAGUGACUGGUCAUUGUCCACUCUUCAGAUUCAUCAGCGGCCUUAUUCAAAGUGGCCACCUCAUCCACCUCCUGGUGCAAAACAUUGUUGUGGCCGCGAGGAACAAUUAGCCACCAUUUUAGCCAGGCAACAUGCUUAUGUGUACAAUUGGCUGUAUGUGGACCAGUUGCAAAGUCGGUGCAAGUUGUCGCUGUCUCGGGAUUAUCUUGAUCAAGUUCGGGCUCGAGUGGCCCGACUGAAAAGUGCAAAUAACCGGCGUUGUAGGAAUAGUUAUGUGUCGUCAAAAUGCAGUGACGGUGGCAGUGACUGGACCAGCACCUUGAGUCGAAGGGAAAGAGCCAAGAUGAUGAAACGGCAAAUCAGGGCCAAAGAAAAAUCAUCUGUGUUAUGGCUAUUAUCCAAAGCUUUUGAAGGUGACAUACCAAGUGAUCUAAUAGAGCCUUUUUAUAGAGAUCAUGAGAAUGUCAGGCGGUUAAAACCUAAAAUAGUGCAUUCCCUGGCCAAUGCUGAGCUGUACUGCCUUGCCUUAGUCAACAUCUAUUCUGACCCUAAUUAUCAUAACCUCGAUCACCAAGGUAUAGUACAGGUGCUGAUGAGGAAAGGAAUCAGUUUGACUGAAUCCAGGGAAGCUCCGCUCACAGAAACAACUCUGGUGCAGACUGCACCUAUUAGAAUGGGUGCUCAUAUGACUGUUAUUGAAGGUAUUAUGUCACUGUAUAUAAAAGAAGUUCUUAUUCCUGAAAAAAUUGUUCAAGUUGUAAAGAAAUUUUCCUAUGUAGAUAUCAAUAGUGAGAUGCCAUCGAAUCCAGAAGAAGCUGCUAUUUUAUGGAUAAAUAAGUGUUGUAAAGCUCUUGAACAAGAAAUAAGAACUGACUGUAGUGCCGAAGAAGAAAGUAAACUUCCAAAAAUCCCUGUUUUGCAAGAUAUUGCAGAUGUAAGUGAUGGCUGUUGCAUUGCUGCUGUAAUAAGUUUCUAUUGCCCUACAUAUUUCAAAUGGCAAGAUAUCUGUUGGAAUAAUCCCAUUAGUCUGGGUGACAGCAUAUACAACUUGCAGCUUAUAAAGAAAUUUUGUUCCGAAUGCUUACCUAAACAAAUACACUUUUUCACUUUAGAAGAUUUACUCUAUUUACACCCAUCUAUCAAGGAGAAUGUUUUAGGUUUUAUUGCAGAUCUUUUAUACAUGUUUGUCAUAUAUAAAGCAUCUUGUGUUACCCAAAGGAAAAAAACUGUGGUUCCAGAAUCUAGUCAUAUACCUUUAGAAAGUUCAAAGUCUUUAAGCAGCUUCCAAAGUCAUAAAACUCCAGCACUUUGUAGUCCUAUACCAAAUUUAAGGUCUGAGUCAUAUGGUGGUUCUACUACAAGUUUGCCAGAUAUUAGAACUGGGGGUCGUGCAAAAAAUUCAGGGAGUAAAGAAAAACUUUGUGAGAAAGUUCUCACGAAAAAGUCAAAUUUCUCUAAUGAUGAAAUUGGAACAAAUGAGUUGCAGAGGACCAAUUCAGUGGGUGUUGUUAAUGGUUGGAAAACAACUACUUUACCACAUGUGAGCUCAACUGAUUCAGUGGGUAGUGUUCCAAGAAACAUUAGCUCUGAAAUUCCAAGACUUCCAGCAGAGGGUGAAAGUGCUAGCAGUCAUCAAUCACAACCCUCUAUUUGCAGUACUGAUGAUAAUGGCUUACCCAAAAAUAUUACUCCCACUUCUAGAACUCCCCUAUACUGCCAGGGAUCUCCUCAGAGAGAAUCCUUGAAUUAUGGACUUAGAAAAUAUAGUGAAAGUAGUUUACAUGGUCUGCGCUCUUCUGGUGAUGGACAUGUAAAUGGUAUACAUGAGCAAAGAAAAGGGCGCAGAAAUAUGGAAGACUAUUAUAAUCAACUUGCUGGUGUAGAUGGACCGAUGAGAUCUAUUUCAGCUUCAAAUAUCACAGAGAGCAAUAGAAGAAAAUGCUCUUCAAAUAGUCAUGGUGCUGAAAGUGUUCCUGAAUCUUCUAGUUCACAAAGCUCAGGAAUUUGUUUAAGUGAUGUUGAUGUUAAGAAUACCUUUUCGACAACGAGUUUUGCGCAGUUAUCAAAGUUAAGAGACUCUAGUAGUCAUCAUUCCAUUAAUAUUGUAUACAUGCCUCAUGAAAGGGAAAUGCUAGAGAAAGAUAAACUUGUUUCUAAAGGAUCCAGCUCUGGUAAGAGAUCAGAUGGAGAAGCAAAGAAAACAACUUUUGCUGCAUUACCCAAUACAACUACAUGGCAACAACAGCAUGCUGUAAGUUCCAACUUUCCCCAAACAGACUCUGGUCAUGAAACCCCUACAGAACCUGUAGACCAUGCACUCAAUUCUCAAUUAUGUAAUAUUAAAAUGAAAUUGGAAGACAAGAAGAGAAAGAUUGAGUUAAAGAAAAAGCGUAUGGAAAUGCUUUGGAAAAAGCAAAGACAAAAAUUAGGUAAAGCAGCAUUUCUCCAGGCUGUCAGCAAAGGGCAGAACAGUGAUGCUGGUACUCCAGAUAGUGGUACUGGCAAAGAAGUUGGUGAAGCAGACAUUUCCCUUCGAGAAACUGUGCUUCCAGUUCGUAAUUCACCAUCUAUGGUAAAACGCAUGUCAAUGCAGGAGAUAGCUGCAGACUUGGAUAGUAUGCAAAAGAAAUGGCUAAACCAAACUGACAUAUCAGACCAAAUUUCAAUUCAAGAUGAUAUUAUGGAAAAAAUUGAUGCUGGUAAUGAAACUGUAAAUAUUGAUCUUCAGACCUCAAUUGAUCACCUUAAUACUAGUCUUACUGAUUUGCAGUUGGAUAUAUCUCGAAUAUCGCUUCAACAAGAACAGGUAGAGAAUCUUAUGAAGGACAGCAUUGAUGAUUGCUCUCACUUUUUCCUCCAUGAUCCAUCAACAAAUGAGAAAAGCCCUGAAUCUUUACACAGGCCUAUGAAUUGGCACUUUGACGAACCUACUUUGCCUUUGAAACAAGGUCUUCCAUCUCCUCAUGUUGAUGGACACAAUUUGCUGCGCAAACAUCCAACAGAUUUUGAUACUCCAUUUUCCUCUUUACCUCAGACUUUUAGCCCAGUGAAAGUAAUACCAAAAGAAGAAUUGUAUUCCAAAGUCAUCAAACCAGAAAGGCAUCAAAGGCAGGCUGUGCCUGCUACCAAGACAACAAUCUGCAGGCAAAAUCAACCAGUUGAAACACUUGCAGCCAUAUCAAAUGUCGAGCCAAUUAAAAGACCUGUAAAAUCUAAAGCAGCAAAUGAAAUUCAUGUUGUAUUACCUCAAGUGCCAGAUAAUAAACCUAAUGACAUUAAUAAAGACAAAAAUGUGACUGAUGAUAAACAAGGUUUUUAUAUACCUCUUGAAAAAGAAGUGAGAAAACCAAAGCCAAGGCCACAAAGGAAUCUUAAAUCUGGAGAGAAUAAUCCUGUGCCAAACUCAUUGUCUGUUAAAAAUGUGCCAACUAAAGUCAAAGAAGAUACCAAUUCUCUUGGUUUUGUCAUUGGUGCUGAUUUGGUGCAUCCUGAUCCAAAUGCAGAAACAGAAAUGGCCCGCAAAAAGGAAAUGAUUAUGAAUUUGUCAAUUCAAAGGAAAGCUGAAUAUGAAAGGCGGAGGGCCCAAAAAGAAAAAGAGUAUGAGAAAAUAAAAGAAGAGGAAAUGAGGAAACAAGAAGAACAGGAACGAAAGCGUGAAGAAGAAAAGAGAAGAAGAGAAGCAAUUCUAGAACAGUACAGACAGCGGAAGUUGAGAGAAGAACUUGAAAAGGAAGGAGCUUUGCUUCCCAAAGAGACGGUUGGGAAGUUUUCUUCUAAGUCUAGAUCAAGUGUCAAUCCUGAGAAAAGAAGAGAUCACAGGCUUAGUACAAACUUUACUAAACCAACAGUGGAGCUUAGAAAUAAUUGUACUUCAAAGCAAUUCAGGAGAGAAUCCAAGCCCAGGCCUAGAUCUGCAUACAUUCACAUGAAUAGUGAUUUAUCAUCUUUAAUAUCUUUGGAUAAUGCUGCUAACAAAAGAAAUUCCCAAAUUCUUACAAGUCGAGAUGUACAAGAUUUUGACCUGGAUUCCUUAAACAGUGCAAGUACCUCAGCUUCUUCUCACGAUAGGAACAGGAGUCCCAGCAAUUGUUUUUCAUCUCAUAGAAAUGCAAAUUUGCAAAUUCCAGAGGGGAGUGGACCAUCUAGUGAUGGAGCUUCUGACACUGCUUCCAAUGGUUCUUCUGCAGCAGCUGGUGAUUACACAGGACCGAAGCUUUUUGUGAAACCAGCAGCAAAAUCAAACAGAGGGAUUAUAAUAAAUGCAAUUAACACUGUAUUGGCUGGAGCAGUAAAUGAAGAAACUAAAAAGAAAGUUUUAGAGGAAAUUAACCGAUCAGAAAGCAAACAUUUCUUGAUACUCUUUCGUGAUGCUGGAUGUCAGUUCAGAGCACUCUACACUUAUAAUCCAGAAAGAGAAGAAGUCAUUAAACUUUACGGUAUUGGACCAAAAAAUGUCACUGAUAAAAUGAUGGAUAGAUUUUAUAAGUACAAUUCAGGUGGUAAAUGUUUUAGUGAAAUACAGACAAAGCAUUUAACUGUUACCAUUGAUGCCUUUACGAUACCCAACAGUUUGUGGGCUGGUAAAAAAUUGAUUCCUCCUAGGAAAGAAUUCUUCUGACUUGAUCAAGACUUUUUCUCAAUCUUAUUCUGCUGGAAUAAAAUAUUAUGCCUUAGUCUGUUUUGUGCCAAUCAUAAAAUAUAUUGAAGUCAAUAGAAUUGAUGGGAAACAAAAACACUGGCGAUUCCUGAUAAGCUGGAUCUGUCUGUUAACUAAUAUUAGCAGUGCUCGUUGAGUGCUGUAGUGUUGAUAACACAUCUGAGCGUGUGUUGUAAAAUACGGUCUGUACAGUUGAAAGCUUUUAUACUGAUAUUUCCUUUUCUAUGUCAGCUUAUGUUUUUAGUAAAUAAAUGUUUUGUACAUUGUCUAUGAGGCCAUUCGAUGCUGAUUGUGAGUGAAUGCUGCUAAAUUUUAGAGGAGUUUUCUUUAAAACUCUUCCACUUGCAAUUUGGUGCUGUGUGUUAAAUUUAAUCUUUUUGUAUAUUUAAGGCAAAAUAAUUUUUCUUACUAACAUGUGAUAUGUUUUGAUUGAUGGUAAUAUUUUCUCUUUUAAUAUUUUGAGUACUUUUUUAAUUUUUCGUAAUCAAAAUAUAAAAGUUUGGUUUGAAUGUCUUAAAUGUCUGAAAGAGUGAAAUUGUUGCAUUAGAUUGAGAAAUACAGCUUUUAUAAAUAUUUGCUUAUUUUUUACUGAUAGCUAGUCUUGGCUAGAGAUUUUAGAAGUCAUAUAAUAAUAGUAAAAAGGUGGAAAUUUUAAUUUUAAGAUUGCAUAUAUUUUUACUGUAUUUUAAGUUAAAUUUUUUAGUAAAAAAAUGUAUCCAAAUCAGUACGAAAAAUAAAUCUGAUUAUUUUAUAUUUUUUUUCAUCAUAAUUACAAUAUUAUUUCAGAGCAGAGAGGAAAUUGUAAUUUUUGUUUCAAAAAGUAGUAUUUGAUUUCAAGUUUUUUUUAAAUCUUGAGGGGUUUUUUAUUUCUCAGAGUAUUUUUUCCCUUUACUUGUUUUGCUUGCUACUCUUUUUAAAAAAUGUGAUAUGACUAUUGAAAUGAUAACUUUAUCAUUCAAGCUAUUUUUUAUAAGGGUUGUUAAAAUCUUUCUGUAAUGUCUUUACACUGAAACUUAAAUUUUGUGAUUUAAGAAUAUUUAAUGUUGUAAUUUAUUUGGUUUUAUACAGAAGUAUUUUGAUUAGAAUCAGCACUUGUAUGAGAUAUUAUUUUCUUUUAUUGCUUGCUAUUUUCUAUUUUCAACCUUGCAAUUUAAAUGUAAUAAUUUUAAACAAGUAACACUUCUAAUUUUUUCUCGUGAAAUUUUCAUAUAUGAAUAUAACGUUUAUUCAAAUUCUUUAUUCUCUUUUGUAUUAUUACCUUAUACACACUUUUUUUAAACAAUAAGUAAGUUUUUCUGUCAGCAGACUUGAUAUUUACAUAUCAGAUAUUCUGAGUUACUAUCUUAUAUGUCUUUGGACUUAGCAAAAAGAAAGUCUUUGCCAGGCAUGUGAAAACAUGAAAUUACAAUAAUAAUUGCCUAUUUUGAAACAUUAUAACCUGUAGCAGCUCUUAAUAAACUGUGUCUUAAAAGGGUGUUUUAGGUCAUGAGAAAAAUAAGUGAGGUUAUAUAUGUAAAUAAUAAUCAUGCCAAAUUCAAAUGCAUUUUUAUUUUCAAAUGCAUUUUUUUUUAUUUGUACUAAAUAAUAUUUUAGAUUUGUUGUAUUUUUUUUUUUUUUAAGAAGCCUUUAUAGAGUUUGUGCAGCUUAAAUUUAUAUUACUAUUGAAAGAAAAAAACAACUUAUUGUUAUGUAGGUAAUUUGUAGAAUGCAGUAUUAAUUGUUCUUGUUGAUCUAUUUUUUCAUAUGUCAUCAGAAUUAUAAACAUUUAGUCAUGUUAUUUCUGAAAAAUAUUUAAUCUCUUUGACCUGAAGGUUGCUAAUGUAUUGAUAUCUAAAUUGUCAUAAUACUCAAAAAAAAUGUGAUACAUGAUUUAUUCUAGUUGCAGAAUAAAACAUGAAUGUAUGAAACAAUAUAAACUUUUUUCAUGUGAAAUCUAUGAAGGAAUUUUACUUGAAAGCUGUUUAUUUAAAAACAUAUUUCUAAAAUAAUCUCAUUUCAUGUUAUCAUAAGGGAGAAAAAAGUUAUUAUAGACAUAUGUUUUGUAUAUUAAUUUAUUUUAUCAUUAAUUUAUACCUGAAAUUAACAAUAAUUAUUAACUUAUCCAGUAUAUUUUAAAAGCAAAAAUGAUUACUCCAGACAACUCAGUUUGACUAUGUAUAAAAAGCUAUAAUGAUAGCAUCAAUAAUAUAUAGAGUUUCACUUGUUUUAGGAAUCAAAUGAAUCAGUUUUGAAUAAAGAGUUUUAAUAUCUAGGAAUAUCAAUAAUUGGUGUUUGAAACAAAACUAUCUGUAAAGGUAUUUGCUAUUUUUAAAUCUGGGGUAUCUUAAUAUUUCAUUGUCAUGCUUCACAGCUAGGUUUCAGGCAGUUUAAAUCCAGCAGAAUUUUUAAAUUUGGUAUGGUAUACUGAUUUUUGGAUACAGCUUUCCUUUUUUAUCAGUAUCGAAUUUUAUUAUUAUUUAGAUAUACGCUGUGUCAUCAUUAAAACGAGAAAAAUUCAUCACAUAGCUUUCUCUUUACAGUCAGACUUGAGUUGUCAGGGAUUGUUUUAUGUUUCUUAGAAUUCUAUUGUAUUUCCUAUUUAACUUCAAAAAUUAUCAUCCCUGGACACAUAAUUACAGUUGUGUACUGAUAAGUGGAAUCAAGAUUUGUUAAUAUUGUUUUUGAGAAAUGAAUAUUUUCACCUAUUGAUAUUAUUGGUCUUAAUCAGCAAAAUAAAUAUAUUUUAUUUGUUUCUAAAAUUAAGCAGCAUUUUAUUAAAAAUAUAUUUAUUCAUAUUUUUUUUGCCAAAUAUUAUUUUUUGAUAGUUUGUUAUAUAUGUUUUAUUGUAUUAUAAGAAAUAUUUUAUAAGCUGCUAUAUUAGUUAGUUUUAGGCAGUCGAAGUCUAAUUUUAUUAUUUGCCAUUUUGAAUUUCUUGAAAAUACUGCAGAAAGUUAGAAAAAAAGUUUUAAACUACAUUACAUUUUUAGCUUUGGCAAUAUUAAUAUUCAUAAUUAUUUAGCAAAAAGAUUCCCAUUCUUUAGAUACAAAAAUAUCAUAUACACAAAACAUAUUUGUAUUCCUAAUUGCUGCUCAGUAUAUUUAAUAUAGAGCUAAAUAGUUAAUAUAAAAAAAUCAAUAAAAUUUAUUUAUUAUUUUUUCUCCAUACAAAAGCUUAUUUUCUUAAUACAAGUUGUAUGUAUUGCAAUGAAAACUUCCAUAUGGAGUUCAGCUACUGCUGUGAAGUGCAUAAAAUGCUUUGUCAGUGUCAUAUGUAAAUAAAAAUCUGUGAAUAUAGAUGUUGAAGUGUCGUAUUUUACGCAUGUGUGAAAUAAGACAUCGAAUUAAAGAGAA
Molecule: messenger RNA, 8752 nt
Organism: Argiope bruennichi
Lineage: Eukaryota; Metazoa; Arthropoda; Arachnida; Araneae; Araneidae
Product: calmodulin-regulated spectrin-associated protein 1-like
Exons: 18
Coding region: 116-5383 (1755 amino acids)
Biological process (GO): negative regulation of microtubule depolymerization; cytoplasmic microtubule organization; neuron projection development
Cellular component (GO): microtubule minus-end
Molecular function (GO): calmodulin binding; spectrin binding; microtubule minus-end binding
Source: RefSeq, a predicted model, not a curated record